AACAUUUUCUAGGUCAUUCACAUUCUUGCCUUAAGCAAAACUAAUCUAGCCACUUAUUUUAAAAAUUCUUAUAAGUCACAGUAUCGUUUUAGUUUGGCAUUAUAGGUCAGAGUUAGAGAGCGGCAAAAGCAAACCUUUUUAUGUAAAUUUAACAAAAUUCAGCGCAAUUAUGGACGUGAUCGAUAAGACGCAGGAGAAACCAAUUAUUUCUGAAACUAUCGGUACGCAGGAGUUGAGCGGCAGAGCGGAGUCGCCGACAACGUCGCAAACGGAGCUCAAGGAGCAGCCAGUCGUCUACGACUAUAUGAAAUACCCGAAAAAGAAGGGUCGAGUUCUGCACAACCACAACCACAAUCGGCUCAAGAUGAAGAAGAGCGUCUCCUUCAAGUGUGUCGUGGAUCUGGUGACCUUCACCGACGAUUGGAAAAUGCAAACGAGCCAAAGCAGUCUGCGCACCGAGGACCAGCAGGUGCGUCUCAAACAGCACCACGUAUGACGAUGUAACCCAUAUCUAUAUAUGUACACAUCUAUAUAGAGAGGAAUGUGUACAAAUUUGAGACGGAACUUUUGAUCAUAAUC
Drosophila hydei is the source of this 579-nucleotide messenger RNA. RefSeq lists its product as uncharacterized. Lineage: Eukaryota; Metazoa; Arthropoda; Insecta; Diptera; Drosophilidae. The transcript has a single exon. The coding region runs from base 170 to 496 and encodes 108 amino acids. The record is from RefSeq and is a predicted model, not a curated record.